GGCCUCGCAGCCGACGGACCGAGACGCAGCGGCACCCAACGUGGUGACGCGGGUCUCGCAGUGGGCCGACGACCACCUGCGUCUCGUCCGGAGCAAGAUCAGAGUUGGAUCUAAGUGCCUUUACUUCAACACUUGGAGCAAUCUUAGCAUCUUCAUUUCUUUGGAACAUCAGCACCGUAAUGGCUGUAGCUGGAACAUUGUUACUUCUAAGAAGUGUUCGGAUGACAUCAAAAUUUACAAGUUCUUCAGAUAUUCCAGUAGAAUUUAUACGGAAGAAUGUUAAACUACGUGGACGAUUACGCCGAAUAACUGAGAAUGGCUUAGAAAUUGAGCAUAUUCCUAUUACUUUACCUAUCAUAUCUUCCUGGAAAAAAGAGCCCUGUGGUGUCCUGCUGGUUAAACUGGCAGGAGUAGAACUCACUGAAACUGGGAAGGUGUGGUUACAAAAAGAGUUAAAACCUUCCCAGUUGCUAUGGUUUCAACUUCUUGGAAAGGAGAAUUCAGUGCUCUUUUGUUAUCUUCUAGUGAAUAAGGGUAGGUAUUUUAGUGUGAGUCUGAAUGAAGAAAUUUUGAGAAGAGGCCUUGGCAAAACUGUUCUUGUUAAAGGGCUAGACUAUGAUUCUAAAAUCUAUUGGACAAUUCACAGAAACUUACUUAAAGCUGAAUUAACUGCCGUAAAAAAAAGAGAAGGAAUAUGGAAGGAAGAAUCUGAAGAAAGUUAUUUGGAAAAAUUCAAAGGCUCCUGGAGAGAAAUAUGGAAAAAAGACAGUUAUUUAAAAAAAAUUGGAGCAGAUUUCAAUUUGAAAAAAGAAAGUUAUUAUGAGAAAUUUAGAAGGACUUAUGAAACAUGGAAAGACAACAUAAAUAACUACUCUUUUAUAUUGAAGUUCAGAGAACUUAUGAAUCGCAUACACUUUCGUAGAAAAGGGUGAACUAUUCCAAGGGGUCUGGAGGUGACCCAUUCAGAAAACAGUAAAAUAUGUAAAUAUGUAGAUGUUUCAUUGAGUUGAAAUGGAAAUUUCUCUGAAUGAUCUAAGUUGCACUCUGAUGGUAUUUAAAUAUUUAAGAGAUGGUUGUUCUAAAUGUAAUAGAAUAAUUUAAGCAAGUUGUAAUUAAUGUAAUAUGCUUUUAAGAAAAAUGAAAUACUCUAUAAAGUCACCAGGAUAAAGGAUGUAUACCUAUAGUGCUAAUAUUUGAAGAGAGAGUUUAACUGUUGGACACUGUUAUUUUAGUUAUUUUCAGUAUCCAUAUUUAAUUUUUGUUGAAAGAGAAUAUUUGUUGACUUUUCCAGUUUUGAUUGAUUUUGAUCAAUCAAAUUUUGAUUAUUUGUAAUAAACUAACUCUUUAUA
Molecule: messenger RNA, 1349 nt
Organism: Mustela lutreola (European mink)
Lineage: Eukaryota; Metazoa; Chordata; Mammalia; Carnivora; Mustelidae
Gene: MISO1
Product: chromosome 2 C3orf33 homolog
Exons: 6
Coding region: 180-932 (250 amino acids)
Source: RefSeq, a predicted model, not a curated record